This is a messenger RNA of Saccostrea echinata, 8341 nucleotides long. RefSeq lists its product as uncharacterized. The transcript has a single exon. Gene Ontology annotation, biological process: spliceosomal complex disassembly. Bases 1 to 8307 code for a protein of 2768 amino acids. NCBI's taxonomy places the organism in Eukaryota, Metazoa, Mollusca, Bivalvia, Ostreida, Ostreidae. Gene Ontology annotation, cellular component: intracellular anatomical structure; catalytic step 2 spliceosome. Gene Ontology annotation, molecular function: zinc ion binding; RNA binding; ATP binding. The record is from RefSeq and is a predicted model, not a curated record.
AUGGGUCAAAGUUCCACAAAAAAGAAGGAGACCAAGCCAGAAGGCAAAGUUAUCGAAAGAGUGGAGAGAGUAGCAACUGGGACCACAGAGAGGCCUAACAUGAAUCAUCUGGCAACUGUAAGAGAGGAUUUUUAUUCUUAUAAAUCAAAUAAUGCGCAUCUGAAAAUAUCGUCAUCACCCCCACCAAAAGAAAUGAAUGCUAUUAAAUCACAAGAGAAUCCUUCUUGUACAUCGUGGGAAGGAGAACUCACAAACAAUGAAAUAGCACUACUACCAAAAAAACAAGCAACGGACGCUGAGAAUAUUUCUGAAUUAGAUCAUGAGGUAUAUCCAACAUCUAUAAGGAAAGAUACAAAAACUUGCUUGAAUCCUUCAAUUCCUGCAUUCCAAAAUUUUUCGAGAGGAGGUUUGAAAGUGACAGAUGUUGAGAACUACGAUGACAACCCCUGGAGAGAGGUCUCAAACUUACCAUCCCAUCAAUAUUACUUGCCUUCAAAUGGAAUCUCGAGAUUAAAAAAUGUUUCAUUGGUGGAUAAAAAAUAUGAAAGUGAACUUCCUGCAAAAUGUAGUCAAAAAAAUCCUGUCUUCAGUAUGCAAAAUGAUAGUGCCAUGCCAAGUUUAAGCUCCAAAUAUGUUAGAAAUUCAGAUUUUGGAGAAGUGAAGAAAGAAGAUCCCUCUAUGGAAAACCAAAGAGAAAUGAGUUUUAAAUCACCUAAACCUACAUCUCAGACAAUCUUUGUGCAGAAUACAUAUGGUCAAAAAUGCCAUACGGAAGAUGUUUUAGGUAAAUCUGACGUGCAUAAAGAAAGAAAUGAGCUGGAAAAUACAUCAUCCAUUCAACCUGGAGGCACAAAAACAAUAGUUGCUUUUAAUGACAUUAAGGAAAAUAAAGGCCUAAAACCAAAUGAAAAUGGUACAUUUACCACAUUGUCUGACAAUGCAACCGAUAUUCCUCAUUUUCCACUGUCUAGUUUGAAAAGGAAACCACUAGCCCCUCGUACUUGGGAAGUAAAAUUAGAGAGUGAUAUGAAAGAGCAAAACCUAUUGAAUCAAAAUGAGAACCUGGAGCUAAGCAAAAACAGUAUCUCUUCUGACCCAUUUGAAGUCUCACAAAAUGAUGGGAGGCAAAAGAGUGCAAUAGAUAAAAUCGUUCAACAAGCAGAUAUAAACUAUUCAGAAGAAUCAAACCAAAGCAGUGACAAUUCUGGAUAUUACACGAAGACCAAGGCAUUGCCUAGUGGAAGCAGUAAAGCAAAUAAAAGAAUAUUCAUGUUUCGAGAUAUGAAGGAAGAAGAGGAACAGUCUAUUGAAAACCAAACAAAAAAAAGUCCUCAGCAAUUCAGAAAGAACUUUCAAACAAACCAUAGAGAAGAUGUAUGUGUUGAAAAUUGUAGUGGAAAAGUAGAUUCAGAGAUCGAAAAAUGGCAUGCUUGUACGAAAGUUGAAAAUACAGAAGAAAAAGCAGAUUUGAUUCAAAAUGAACACACCAAAAACCCAAUUGCUACAAUGGGGGGAAAUCUGAAGCAAAAUGUGAAGCAGUCUAAAGAGAGUAAUCCAUCAAAAACUCAAGAACAAUGUAACAGUGCAUGUAAAACUAACGAGUUCUCUAAGUUGAAAACAGAUCAAUUGAUCCAACGGAGUGAGGAAACAAAAAUUAAAACUUUAAGAGGAAUUCAAAGUCUCUGUGAAUCAAAAGUCAAUUUAACAAAUGGUAAAUACAGGGUUUCUAGUGUUUCACAAGAUGAAUAUAAAUUAAAAACCAUGCAAUUUCCUGGAGAGAGGGCUGUAACAUGUUCUCAUACUAUGAGAAAAGAGUCAAAAGACAGCAGUAAAUAUUCUGCACACAACAGUUUUCAACAGGAUGAAAAAAUGAAGGUUUCUGCUGGAGAAAAUAAAGAUAUAGACAAGAAAUGCAAAAAGGCAGAAAUAAAUGGAGAAGAAAAAUCACACUUAAGAAAGAGUGAUGACAAACCAGGAAAAUCGCUGAUAAAUGUGGCACAUCCAGAUUGUGGUCAGAGUUGUGAUGGUGCUUCAAAAAUAAGUGGAAACACUGCUGUGGUGAAAAUACCAACUCAGAAGGAAAAAAAUAUCAUUCAGGAUAAAGGCAAAAUUAAAACGAAUGUUGAUUCUGGAAAUCGAAUGGAAACAAAAGUCAAACAACAUGGUGAGAAAAACACAAGCAAAUCUAUCAUUUCUUGCAAAACUGCAUCCACAGGUUGUGUAUUUGAACAUAACUCUGAUCUGAGGCCAAAUCAACCAACCCAUCGUAAAGAGGAUACAAAUAAAAAAUGUAAAACAAAAAUGGAAACCUCCGGUGAACAAAAAGAAAGUAUAAAAGGAAAUGGGCAUACAAUGUCUGCAAGACGAAAGGAUAUUCCAGCACAUAAAAAGGAGUCAAAACAAAAACAGGUUUCUGCCACAAAAAUUGACCAGCGUCCAAAUUCUAUUUUGUUGAAAGAAAAAGAACCAAGACUAGGCAAUGAUAGUGUUGGAUAUGACAGCUUCCAGAAAGCUGGAAUAAUCGAUAAUACUUGCAAUGAAAUUAAAGAAAAUGACACCAAACAUAAUGACAGCAGGGGAGAAGAAUGUACAGAUAAAAAAAUGCAAAUAAUCGUUAAUCCACCAAAAGGGAAUGCUCAGGCAAAUGUAGAUCAAGUUGUAUACAAUCGAUAUUAUGACGAGGAGGUAUCAAAAAUUAAUGGAAGUCCAACUUCUGCAAAAUAUCAAGUAUCAUCUAAAAAAGCGGCCGUUGUUCAACAUGUCAGCACAAAAAGAAUAGCACCUAAUAUUGAAGAGAUAAAGGAAACUAAAUCGAAACAGCUCGAAAAGAGAAAAGGGGCAUCUAAAGGCACAUUAACUUCCAACAGUGCCAAUGAUGAACAGAAGACCAAAUUUUCGAAUUUGGAAACGAAAGAAUAUGGCCGACGUAUUGACGAAACAGGUGCAAAAUCUGAAAUGACAAUAAAAAGGCCUUGUAUGCAAAAUACAAUUUUGAAAGCAAAAGUUGAAGAAAUAUCACAGCGAUUGAAUUUUUCAGAGAAUAUGGCAAAGCAGAAGCGAAUUUCAAAACAGAGCACUGAAUCUUUGAAAGAUGGUGUUUUGAUUGAAGAGUCAAAGAGAGACAAUAUGUAUAAACUUGUGGACGAACCUGAGGCACAUGGAAGAGUAAAAGAAGAUAAAGAGAGGGACAAUACAACUGGAGACACGGAUAAAUACGGAGGAUGUAAGGGGGGAAAGUGUAGUUUAACACCAAGAGAAAAAUUAUCUGUACAUCUUGCACAUAGUAAUUUUGGUCAGAAUUGCAACAAGGACGCUCUGAAUCGCAUUUUGAUAAUUUCUAAGAAAUUAGAAGUUGAAAAUGAUUUAUGGUCACAUCUCAUUGGUAUUGUGUCAGAUGUUAAAUUUCGGGUUAAAACUUUUGAAACCAAUUCCAUAAACAAGACAACGACUGUUGUUAUUGAUUUUAAAACCGAUGCAGAUGCAAUGACAUUUGAAAGAUGCUUGAAAGAAAAUGAUAAAAAAUUGGGUUUUGAUUACCAAUUUAAGAAAGAAACUCCUGAAGAAGAGAAGCCAAAGACGAUGGUAAUGGACAUUAACAAGAAAUUGCAAAACAUGAGAGAAAAGAUUGUAAAAGUAUUGAAAAGUCACCAAGAAAAAAUCAAAAAGUUUGAGAAAGAAACGCAAAACUUAAACAAGGUCUCUACAUCUUCAAGGAAGAAGAAAAAAUUCAUUGAUUUAUCUCUUCAUGAACAAAGAGAAGCACAAAGAAAAGCGUUAAAUGAUAAAAGCAGAGAGCUGAAUCAACAGCAAAGUGAAUUUCAGUCAUGUUUGUCAAAAGUUAUACAGAAAAUAGAGUCCUUUGAAGCACAACACGUUGAGCAGAAGGAAAUCGAUAACUUAAUGAAGAGAUUCGAAAUUGAAUGCACAAGACUAGAACAGGCAUUGCAUAUUUAUGCAAAGAGAACCAAAAUUGUCAACACAAUUCUUGAAAACCAGGUAUCUAUCAUUCUGGGAGAAACUGGAUCUGGAAAAAGUACUCAAAUAACCCAGUACAUAUUUGAGUCAGAAUUAAGUUCCCUUGGAAAAAUCAUUUGUACACAGCCACGAAAAGUAGCAGCAAUAAGCCUUGCUGAAAGAGUGGCAUUCGAGUUGAAGACAAAAGUGGGCCACCUUGUGGGUUAUCAAGCUGGAAUGAAAUCAAAGCUGAGCAAUCAGUCUAAAAUGUUGUACAUGACUGACCACAUGCUUUUGAAUGAGUGUCUCAAAGAUCCCUUGCUAAUGGAUUUCUCCUGUGUUGUGAUUGAUGAAGCUCACGAAAGGAGUGUUUAUACUGAUCUCUUGCUGGGAAUGAUAAAAAAGUGUUUACCACAGCGACCAGAACUUCGUGUUGUAGUCACUUCUGCAACAAUAGAUCCAGAUGUGUUUGUGCAGUAUUUUGGUGGACCUGAUAUUUGUCCGGUCUUAAGAGUUUCUGGAAGAAUGUUUCCUGUUGAUAUUGAAUGGUUAUCCAUGUCAACUGAUGCUGAUGUGGCUGAUAACUAUGAAAUUAGAGCUAUCGAAAAAGCAGCAGAAAUCCACAGAACAGAACCGCCUGGUGAUAUUUUAGUCUUUUUAACAUCCCAAGUCGAAAUUGAGCAGUGUGCGGAAAAAAUAAAUGUUUUAUUAAGAGGAAAAAAAGAUCAUUGGAUUUUACCUUUACAUGGUAAACUUCAUACUGAAGAACAGAAUUUGGUAUUUAGGGAAUCUCCUAAGGGAAAAAGAAAAAUUGUGCUUGCUACAAAUGUAGCUGAAACAUCAGUGACAAUACCUGGUGUAAAAUAUGUAGUUGAUACCGGAGCUGUUAAAGAGUUAUCGUAUGACCCAAGGAAGAAAAUAAGUGCACUGCGUGUUGUGAAAGUUACCAAAAGUUCUGCUGACCAGAGGAAAGGAAGGGCUGGAAGAACCGGGCCUGGUAAAUGUUAUAGACUUUAUUCUAAGGAAGAUUACAACAACAUGUAUCCAACAUCUAUACCAGAAAUCCUAAAGAUACACUUGGGUCAUGCUAUUCUUAAGCUUUUACAACUGGAUGUUGAUCCAUUAGAAUUUGACUUUGUACAAGCUCCAGAGAAAGUUUCAAUGGAAAACGCUUUCCAACACCUUAAUAAACUUGGAGCUAUCGAAAAUGGAAAAAUAUCCCCUUUAGGAAGGUGGAUUGCAAAACUUCCAUUUGAACCAAGUCUAGGGGUUCUUGUGCAUGACGCCAUAGAUCGCAAUGUUGGCUUGGAGGGAAUCAUUAUAGCAGCCUCCUGCACAGUGCCAGGAUCUUUGUUUUAUCGAGGGGGCACAGCGUCACAGAAAGAAUUAUCAGACAAGCUGAAAAUCCAAUUUUGUCAUAAGUAUGGAGACCACUUUACAAACCUUAGUGUUUUCAAAGAAUGGCACAGAGUUCCCGCAAGGCAGAGAGGUAAAUGGUGCAGAGAUAAUUCAAUUAAUGGAAAAGCUAUGAGAAACAUUGAUGAUGCCACAGAGGAACUUUUAUAUACUCUUAAGAGAGACCUUUCCAUUAACAUAGAACAUAAAUUUACAGAUGCUGCAGAUGGGGAUAGAAUUUUGCAGAAACUAUUGUUUAAAUCAUUCCAAUGCAACGUUUGCUAUUUUCUUGGGCAUGAAAAAGCUGGCUACUUCUUUAUAGACAAAGGACAACAGGUAAUUGUACAUCCAUCAUCUGCAUUUCAGUCUCUUGCUUCUUACCCUAACUGGGUUAUUGUCGAGAGAGUGAUGCAAACCUCACGUGAUUUUGCCCUAAAUAUUACAGCUGUAGCGGAUGAAGAUGUUGAGGAAGCACUGGAAGAUGGUUCUCUGGACUUUGACAUUGGUGACGUAGAAAGGCGAAAGGUUACACAAGUGUUAACGGAAUAUGUUGGUGUUCAAGUUCAUAGAGAAUUUGUUGGUCCAAGAUACAGCAAAGUAAAAGCAAUGCAAGAAAAUCUAGCGUUGAAAUGCAAGGAUUCUGUGUUUGUGGUUGAUGCAAAUCGUGAUAGGGGAGAGAUUUCAAUUUAUGCGCCAAUCGAUGACCAAGAUAUUUCCUUUCAGACCUUGCAAUCAGCAAUUAAUCCUAUCAGAGAAAAAGUAAGGAAUGAAACAGUCGAACAUCCAUUGCUUCCAGAGUUUCAAAGUGUAAGGAUCUCCAUUGGAGCAGGGGGGCAAAUCCAUGACCUGUUAUAUCAGGAUGAAUACAAAAAUGUGUUUAUAUUUGGUGAUGCAGAAGCCUUCAAUUCUGACGACGAAAUGGUGCACUGGUUCGAAAACUUUGGAUCCAUCCGAUCAUUCAUACCUAAAUCUCCAAACAACAAUAAUCCCAAAUAUCUUGGCCAGAUCGUAUAUGAAAAAUCAGAAUUCGCUAAAACUGCAGUGAUGGCAACACGUAAAAGAACAUUUGAAAUUUCUGCAAAACCACCAAAAGGGAUUGGGAAAAGUGAGGAAGCUGAUCUACUCAAGGCAAGGCUAACUUGGCGUAGAAGAAAGUCAAAAGGAUAUGGGUUUGUUGAAAUACAUCACAGAGACAAAAUGGACGAGGUUAUAAGAUCAAAAUUGUUCAACAAUCUUUUAGUUGGAGGGAAACGAGUAAAGGUAAUGCGAAGUAAAAAUAAUCCAGAUAAAGAAUUGCAUGUAGCAGGCUUAGGUGAACUUGUUGAUGAAGAUGUUUUGCGUGAAAGUUUUCUGAAUACCUUUGACAUUUCAGAAAAUGACAUUGUAAAAAUUGUUGUUAUACGGGAAAGAGUAAAUACAACACCAGAAAUGUUGUACAGUCUGAAAACCAGACUAGAGAGUCAGUUUACACAGGAAACUGAUAUUGAGAAAAAUAGCUUUACUGUUACUGUCAUUGAGCCCCACCCUGCUGCUUACACUUACGAGGCUUUUGUGACAUUCAAAAACCCAGAGGAAGGAUUUGAGGCAUGUUCAAGGCUACACAAUAGAAUAUCCAUUGGAAAUGAUCCAGUCACUAUCACACCAGAAAUUCAUACUCGAAUCUUCGUUUUAGCACCAGUCUACAAACGAGUGGAGGAAAAUCUUGAAAAAUACCGUAAAAAAAUACAGAAUGAAGACAGUGGACGGCAACUUACUGUAACUGUACUCAAAAACGGAAACUAUAUGAUAGAUAUUGAUGCAGAUUGCAUUGAAAGUAUGGUGCACACAAGAAAUAAAGUACAGAGAAUGCUUCAAGGAGAGACGAUUGACUUGGAAAAAAUACCAGCACUUCGGUAUCUGUUCACCUCGGACGGUCAAGAAAAGGUCGAAAAAGUUAUGAGAAAGACCAGUACACUUAUUUUGUUAGAUCAUAGAAAUACAUCCGUUUCUGUGCAUGGUCAAAGUGAAAACCGAAGAAUAGCUAUAGAAAAGGUAAGAAAGUAUGUUGAAAAAAUGUCUUCGUCAAAGUUUCGUGUAAUUGAUUUAAAAGGGGAAUCCAAACCACCAGGUUUGAUGAAGACAGUUGUAUUGAUGCACAGUGUAGACCUUAGUGGCCUGAAGAAGGAGUCCGGUUUGUCAACGGUGGAGCUUGAUCACAAGAAUCAUAGAAUAAAAAUGUUAGGAUCAGAUGAAGCAGUUGACAAGGCUGUCCAAAGCAUUGAAGAAAUUACUGAGCGUUUGCGAAAAAAUACUGCAACUUUAGUAAGUGAUCAACCGGAAUGCGGUAUAUGUUUAUGCGAAAUAGCCGACAGCGAAAUAUACAGACUGGAAUCAUGCGGACAUCCGUACUGCGGAGAUUGUAUAAAAAUGCACAUAGAAUCUGCGAUCCGAAGCAAAGAAUUUCCACUCAAAUGUGUUCAUAUUGACUGCGGUAUGCUUUGGGCAUGGAAAGAUUUUGUGAAUAUGACAAAACAUGGAUUCUGUCGUUUUCAAAAUAUCCUGAAUUCGUCUGUGUCCAGUUUUGUUACAGAAAACAAAGACAAAGUUCGAUACUGCAUAACUCCAGACUGUCCAAUGGUAUACAAAGUCAGUAAAGUGGGUGGGAGAAUAGUUUGCUGUGUAUGUAGAACUAGUAUGUGCAACAAAUGCCACGUUGAAUAUCAUAGCGGAAUAUCGUGUGCCAUGUACCAGAUGGAAAACGGAAAUGAUGAGUCAAGACUUGGAGAAUGGAUGCGACGAGACCCAAAGAACAGGAAGUUAUGUCCAGUCUGUUUCGCUGGAAUUGAGAAAAAUGGUGGAUGUCAGUACAUGCAGUGUCGCGAUUGCAAAAGCCAUACUUGCUGGAGAUGUAUGAAGAAUUUUAAAACAAGCGAAGAGUGUUACGGCCAUAUGCGCAAAGAGCAUGGAAGUUUUAACUAAAGUUGAAAAUAAUUAAUAAAAACGUGAUAAUUUA